UCUCUGGUUAGCUGAGAGAUAGACUCAAACAAGCAAACCUACAAUGGAUGAGCUGAAAGAACCUGUAAGCCCCACGGGACAAUACUUGAACAGCUCAGCUCUUUCGCUUUCUCUUCUUUGUUUUCUUGAAUCUGAAAUACCAAUUGAUGAUUCUCAAACUACCUCCUUACUAAAGGAUGUGUUUCUUCCCAUCAACUCACGCUUCUCCUCUAUCAUGGUUGUGGAUGAAAAUGGAGAGAAACAAUGGAAGAGAGUGGAAGUUAGGCUGGAAGAUCAUGUAAACGUGCCCAUUUUUCCGGCUGGACUUUCACCGGAAUCUUAUGACAACUAUCUUGAUGAAUAUAUUUCCAAAAUAGGAAUGGAAGCGUUUGCAAAAUCUCGACCUUUAUGGGAAAUUCAUAUAUUCAAAUACCCUACAACCACUGCAGCUGGUGUUUUAAUAUUCAAACUUCACCAUUCGCUUGGCGAUGGCUUCUCUUUAAUGGGAGCUCUUCUUUCUUGUUUACAAAGGGCUGAUGACCCUUCUCUUCCUUUGACAUUUCCUUCUGUUCGGUUACUUUCCAACAACACCAGCUUAAUGAAGAUUUUGCCUAAAAUUUUCUCUGUGGUAUUUAAUACUGUAUCAGAUUUCUGUUGGAGCGUGAGAAAGAGUACUGUACUUGAAGAUGAUAAAACUCCAAUAAGAUCCGGGGAUGAUGGAGUUGAGUUCCGGCCAAUCAGCAUGGCGACGAUGGGAUUUUCGCUUGAUCACAUCAAGCAAAUUAAGGCCAACCUUGGAGCGACUCUUAAUGAUGUGAUUACCGGAGCAAUCUUCUUGGGGUCUCGGUUGUACAUGCAAGAGAAAAGUAAGGAGUCGAGCAAAGCACAAUCCACAGCACUUGUGUUGCUUAAUACCAGGAUUUUUCGAAGCUACGAAUCAGUAGAAGAUAUGGUUAAACCUAAUGCCAAGACUCGUUGGGGGAACCAUUUUGCCUUCUUGCAUGUAGCCAUGCCUCCUUUAGCCGAAGCUUCAUCUACAAAUCCAUUGGAGUUCGUUUUCAGAGCUCAACAAAUCAUCAAUGUCAAGAAAAACUCUUUAGCCGUUUUCCUCACUGGUCAGCUUCUUAAGAUUCUGAAGAAACUUAGAGGCCCUGAGGCAGUAGCUAAAUAUAUUCACAAUACCUUAAAGAAUUCUAGUAUGGGAAUCACAAACCUUAUCGGGCCAAUAGAAAAAUUGUCUUUGGCUAAUCAUCCAAUUAGAGGAUUGUACUUUACAGUGCUUGGUGCACCUCAGAGUAUUUGCAUAGCUAUAGUAAGUUAUAUGGGAGAGCUCAGAGUUGCUGUGGGAGCAGAAAAAGACUUCAUCGAUGCCAAGAAGUUGAAGUCUUACAUAGAGAAAGCAUUCCAGAUGAUAUUCAAAGCUGCAUGUCAAAAAACUGAUCAACAGCCAAAAGAAUAAGGAAACGACGUGCCUAAAAGUGCUCUUUACUCUUAAGUAAGCAAAUUUCAAACAAAUUAUAUGUGUGGUAAUUCAAUCGUGUAUUGUAUUAUUUAUCGAAUUACGUAUCAUAUCAUAUGAUACGACUUAUAAAUAAUAAAAACUAUAAUUGACACA
This is a messenger RNA of Mangifera indica (mango), 1594 nucleotides long. Its product is annotated as wax ester synthase/diacylglycerol acyltransferase 3-like. The coding region runs from base 44 to 1438 and encodes 464 amino acids. The record is from RefSeq and is a predicted model, not a curated record. The transcript is spliced from 5 exons. Gene Ontology annotation, cellular component: plasma membrane. Gene Ontology annotation, molecular function: diacylglycerol O-acyltransferase activity; long-chain-alcohol O-fatty-acyltransferase activity. Gene Ontology annotation, biological process: triglyceride biosynthetic process. Lineage: Eukaryota; Viridiplantae; Streptophyta; Magnoliopsida; Sapindales; Anacardiaceae.